AUGAUAUGGUGGUUUCUAAUUUCAAUUAAUUUUUUGUUUUUUCUUUUAAAAAGCUUUUUUACACCAAAAGAUUUAACAAAUUUGAAUGAGAUUUAUAAUAGUCAAGCUAACUCAUCAUCAGAAAAAUAUAUAUUAGGAGAAGAUUAUAAUUUGAUAAAUUUAAAAUUAAAAGUUGAUUUUGGAUCAUUAGAUACAGGAACAAAAAUAAUAGAAUAUAGUAAGGGUAUUAUUAAUAUAAAAUCUAUUCAGCAAUUUGAUUAUGAUAGUUAUAUGUUAACACCUUGUAAAUCAGACAUAUGGUGGGUAUAUUCAUUUAGUGAUAUUAUUCAUAUAGAAAAAAUUGGUUUAGUUUCAUUAGAACAUUAUGCAUCUAAUUUUAAAGUAAUUGAAAUAUUAGGUAGUGAUAUUUAUCCAACUAGAAAAUGGAAAAAACUAGGAAAAAUUUCAACUAAUUUUACUAAAAGUUUCGAGCUUUUUAACAUUCUUGAAUAUUGUAAAAAUUAUGAAGAUAACUGUUGGGUCAAAUAUUUAAAGAUUAAUGUUUUAUCUCAUCAUAAUAUAGAAAAUAAUUAUUACUGUACAUUAACACAUCUUCAAAUAUUUGCUUCAUCAGGUGUUGAUAUGCUUAGUGAUAAAAUUUAUUCUGAUGAAAAAAUAAAUGAAAAUGAGAAAGAAUUGCAAGAUAAAUAUGUUAGUGAAAAAAAUGAAGAAACACACGAUAAGGAAAAAUUUCAAGCUUUAGAAAAGGAUUAUGUAAAAAAAGAAUUAAAAGGAAAAGAAUUAGGAAAAAAAGAAUUAGAAGAAAUAAAAAAAAAAAAUCAUAAAGAAGAAUAUUCUCCUGAUAAUUUUUUCAAAAAUAUUGGAGAAGAUAAAGAAAAAGGUGAAAAAGAAAAUAAAGAUGAUAAAGAAUAUAUAGAAGAAAGUGAUAAAGAAGGUGCAGAAGAUGAUACAAUUAUAAAUGAAAAAGAAAUAAAUAAACAUAGCAAAAAUAAUGAAAUGAAAAACAAUAUAAGUGAAUCUGAGAAUAUUAAUAAUAUGAAAAAUAUUAAUAAUAAUGUUUCAUUUACAAAAUUAAAUAAUGAAAAUAGCAUAGUAAAGUAUGAAGAUAAAUUAUAUAAUUCGUAUUUUUUUUUGAAUAAUACUAUGAAUAGAAAAUACAAAACUUUCAAAACAUUAAAUAAGUUAAGAUUAUCUAAUAUUUUUAAGAAUUCUAUAUUUAGAAGGCAUAAAAAUAUAAUUAAUAAAUUCUUCUAUUAUAAUAUAUUAUUCAAAAAAAAAUAUAUUUUUAAAUAUAAUGGUAAUAAUUUAGUCAAUAUUAUGAAAAAUAAUUAUCCAUACAAAAAUAAUAAAAAGUUCAUUAAAAAAAAUACUUCAUAUGAAAAAAAAAUGAUUACAAAAAAAUAUAGUUCAUUUAGAAAAAAGUUAUUUUCAUCACUUCAUUUAAUUUUAAAAAUAUUCAUUAAUUCAAAUAAUUAUUUUUCUAGUAGAAGUAAAAUGCCUGAAAAAAAAAACAAAUCAUAUAUAGUGAAUAAUGAUCAUAGUUCACUUAAAAAAGUUAAUAUUCCUUUAAUCAGAAGUAUUUUUAUUAAUAGGAUUCUAUGCAAUAAUAAUAUUAGUUGCUCAUAUAAUGAAGUAAAAAAAUUUAAAAAAUUCAUUAAGCACGAAUACAGUUCUAGAAAAUCCAAUAUUAUAAAUUAUUUUCCAUCGUAUACUAAAAAAAGAUUAAGAAAAAUUACUAGAGUAAAAAAAAAUAAAGAAUGUAAUAUAUUUAAAAAUAUCUUUUUAUUAAGGGAAAUAAAUAAAAUAAAUAAAGAAUGGAUAUCUGAUUAUUAUGAUAAAAUUAAUAUAAAAUAUAACAAAAAAUUUUACACUCAUAAAAAAGAUAUUAUGCAUAAUAUUUCAGACAAAAGAUUUAAAAAUAAAAAAAUUAUUAGAAAUAAAAUAGAUAUAUAUUACUUAAAUCCUUCUAAAAAUUAUAUAAUUUGGUAUAUAAUUUCAAUUUUAAAAAAGAAUAAUACUUAUAAUUCUAAAUUAAUAAAAUAUUGCAUUGAUUUAAUUUUAUCUAGGAAAACAAAUGGUAAAGCUAUAAGUAUCAUUUACUCUUUUAAAAAAAAAAAACUAGUAAACUAUUUAUAUAAAAAGAUUAAAUGUUACAAUAUUUUAAAUUAUUAUGAGGUUGUAAAAAAAAAGAGAAUGAUUGCAAGUAAAGAACAUAUUUUCAAUAAAAAAUACAAAACAGGAAAAAGACAUAGUUUAAUGGGAGAUAAUCAUAUCAUAAAUAAUCGUUAUAAUAAUAAAGAUAUAAAGAAUACUAAGAAAUGUAAUAAAAAAUAUGAUCAAAAUAUAGAUAUUUUUAUUUAUAAAAAACCAGAUAUAAGCUAUUUAAUUUUAUUUUUUCAUAAGAUAAUAGAAAAAGGUUUAUUGUUUAAUUAUCAUGUAAAUUCUUUAACUCAUAACAAAAAUAGAUUUGAAAAUAAUAGGAAAUUUUUUUAUUCCAUGUGGGAUAAUUUAUUUGAUAAAGAAAAAUUGUCAAAAGUUAUUAAAUUAAAUGAAGAUCAUGUUUUAGAUUUAUUAAGAAAUUAUAUUGAAGUACAAUGUAAAAUGAAUCAUUUUUUUAAUAAUGCAAAAGGUAGGUAUACUCUUAGUAAAAAAAAAUAUAUUCUUUCACAUUUUUUUUAUAGAAUAAAUAAAAAAAAACUUAGUUCUAAUUUCAGUUAUUUUAAAAUAUGUGAGAAAAAAUCAAAAAAUGUAAUAUACCUUUGUGUAAGAUAUUAUAUUAAUAGUGUUUAUAAAAGAGUGAUUAUAAAUCAUAUAAAAUUCUUAAAAAAACAAAAUAUAUUGCAAACAGAAGACAAGAAUAUUAUAGAGAAUUUCAAUAAUAAGAAAAAAAUAAAAAAAUUAUCAACCAAAUUAAAUAUAGAGAAAAAAAAUAAUGUUAACUCCAUUAUAUCUUUAAUCUUCAGAAAAAAAUAUUUAGAGAAAAGCAAAAAUUUACAAGAUAUUUGUUUAACAACAGAUGAUAUGAAUAAUAUUAUUUAUUCAGAUAAAGAUUUAAAAGAGUAUUCAGAUGAAAAUAGUAUUAAAAAUAUUGAAAAAGAAAAAUUAAAAAAUUUAGUAAAUAUAGAUUACCAGGAUAAUAAUGAAAAUAGUAUAAAAAUUCUAAAUGAAAUAAAAAAAAAUGAAGAAAUAAAUAAUAAACUUAUUAAUGACAUUUAUGACAUAAUUAAUGAAUACGAUAUAAAUGAUAAUGACAUAGAAAAUUAUUCAGUUAAAUUAAAAACAGGAAAAAAUAUUUCUUUAAUAGUUAAUAAGGAAGAUAAAAAAGAGAAUAUAGGGAAUAAAAAAAAUAAAGAAGAAAAAUUGAAUUACUUUGAAGAAUUUGAUCAAAUUAUUGAUGAAAACAUAAAUUUUAAUGAGUUAAAUUGUGUGGGAGAAGAAAAAAUAGAAGAAAAAGCUAAAAAUAGUAGAGGACAUGCUUUAUUAACAUUAGUAGACAAAGUAAAAACAAUUGAAAAUAAAAAUAAUUAUGUUGUUUCAAAAUUAAAAGACAUAAUAAAAAUAACUAAUAAUAAAACUAAAAUAAUUUAUCAAAUGUUAUUAAAUUUCAAAAUAUUACAAAAUAAAAUUAAUCUAUUACUAAAAUACAUUAUGAUAAAUGAAAAAAAUAUGAAAGAUUUAAAUAGAAAUAGAAAAAGUAUGGAAAAUUUUUUUAAAGUAAUGAAGGAGAUAUGUAUAUUACAAAUUAAUGAUAAAAGUAAUAAUAUGAAUUCCUUGAAGCACAUCUGCAAAUAUUUACAAGAUUUUUUGUAUGAUGAAUUGGAGAAAAAAUAUUAUUUUGAGAAAAUUAGAGGUACUUUUCCCUUUUGUAAUAGCACAGAAAACAUAUUACUACGCAACAAAGAUGUAUUUGAUAAAAAAAAUCCAAAUUUUAUAUUAAAAGAAAAAAAAAGAAACUCAUUCAAUUUUUUUUAUUAUGAAAAUCAUUGCCAUACAGAUAUUUUUAAGACUCCUCUUUUAUAUUACAAUUCUCCUGUAGAUAGUAUUCAAGGUUUUUAUUUUAGAAUAUUUAAAUUUUUUAAAACAUUGAAUUUUUUAAAAUUUUUAUUAUUAAGAAUUAAAUAUUGCAGAAAUUUGUUUUUCAGAUAUAUAAAAAAUGAAAAUAAUUUUUAUGUGUUAUUUAUCUACAUCUUUUUAAUUAUAUUUAUAAUAAAUAAUUUUUUAUGUUAUAUUUUUUACAAACAUUUAUCUAAUAAAUUAAAUGCUUGUAUCAAUAAUUGUAAUUGUCAUAAUAAAUAA
Plasmodium relictum is the source of this 4296-nucleotide messenger RNA. Its product is annotated as conserved Plasmodium protein, unknown function. Lineage: Eukaryota; Apicomplexa; Aconoidasida; Haemosporida; Plasmodiidae. The record is from RefSeq and is a predicted model, not a curated record. Gene Ontology annotation, cellular component: cytoplasm; membrane. Gene Ontology annotation, biological process: protein folding in endoplasmic reticulum. The coding region runs from base 1 to 4296 and encodes 1431 amino acids. The transcript has 2 exons.